GAUUGUGUUUUGAUGACGUCAUUGUAACUGGAGCAGAAAAUACCAGUAGGAGGGUUGGGCAGUGGUCUUGCUUUUAGCUUGUUACAUCGCAAGUCACACCUGUAAUAUUGCUUAACUUUAAACUACGCAAACACAAACAUUACAGAAUGAUUUAGAGGCUGUACUUCGUGUGUGCUGGUGCACUGAAACAUGGGUCAUUGCAGUGUCCACAUCCUCCUGCUGCUGCUCUUGUUGCAGAGUCUGCAGGCAUCAGCAGAGGACUCAGGUGGACAUUUGGCGUGUCUCUGUGAAAGCCCAAAAUGCCACGAGACCACCCGGUGCCGCGGUACCGAGUGCUUCUCCUCUGUCAAAGUUGGCAGCACUGGGGUGGAGUUUGAGCGUGGCUGCCUGGAGGGUUCAGAGCAAAUCAGUUUGCAAUGCUCCACUGCUCCGUCCUUCCAACAAGCCAUUUACUGCUGCUCUGAGGACAUGUGCAACAACAACACAAAUGUGCACUCUAUGAUGUCUCUGCUUCCAUCAGAAGAUGAGCCAGCGGGUGAGCCAGUUCGGUAUCGUGUGGAGACAUUAGUUCUCUUUGUCCUUGGUCCGGUGGUGGUUCUGGCUCUGCUGACUCUAGUGUCAGUGCUGGCCUGCAGGAGGCUCCACCACGGCCGUUUGCAGAGGCUGCAAGAGUUUGACACUGAGCAGGGAGCCAUAGACGGCCUCAUCACGUCCAAUGUGGGAGACAGCACUUUAGCAGACCUCUUGGACCAUUCGUGUACGUCAGGCAGUGGUUCAGGUCUGCCUUUCCUUGUCCAGAGAACUGUGGCCAGGCAGAUCAGUCUGGUGGAGUGUGUAGGCAAGGGACGGUACGGAGAGGUGUGGCGUGGGCAGUGGCAGGGGGAGAAUGUGGCUGUUAAAAUCUUUUCCUCAAGAGAUGAAAAGUCCUGGUUCAGAGAGACAGAGAUCUACAAUACAGUGCUCCUAAGACAUGAAAACAUACUGGGCUUCAUGGCAUCUGACAUGACUUCUCGAAAUUCCAGCACCCAGCUGUGGCUCAUCACGCAUUACCAUGAGAACGGGUCCCUUUAUGACUACUUGCAGCGAGUUGCUGUGGAGACAUCAGAGGGCCUGGCGAUGGCAGCGUCGAUAGCAUGCGGCCUCGUGCAUUUGCACACAGAGAUCUUCGGCACAGAGGGGAAACCGGCCAUUGCACACCGAGACCUGAAGAGCAAAAACAUCCUGGUCACAAAGGAGCUACGCUGCUGUAUCGCAGACCUGGGGUUGGCUGUGACUCACUCCCAGGCAGACAACCUACUGGAUGUGGGCAACAAUCCAAAAGUUGGCACCAAGCGCUACAUGGCCCCUGAAGUGCUGGAUGAGACCAUUCAGACAGACUGCUUUGAUGCCUACAAGAGAGUGGACAUCUGGGCCUUUGGGCUGGUGCUGUGGGAGAUAGCGAGACGCACAUACAGCAACGGCAUUGUCGAGGAGUAUAAGCCUCCCUUUUAUGAUCAGGUGCCAAACGACCCCAGCUUUGAGGACAUGAGAAAGGUGGUGUGUGUGGAGCAGCAGAGACCUUUCAUUCCCAAUCGUUGGUUCUCUGAUCCUACUCUCUCUGCUUUGGUGAAACUGAUGAAGGAGUGCUGGUACCAGAACCCAUCUGCCAGGCUAACAGCGUUGCGCAUCAAGAAGACACUAGACAAGAUUUACAGCUCUUUGGAAAAGGGCAAGGAGUCAUGAGAGGUUGAGGAGCUUCA
This is a messenger RNA of Monopterus albus (swamp eel), 1739 nucleotides long. It is a transcript of the gene acvr1l, whose product is annotated as activin A receptor, type 1 like. The record is from RefSeq and is a predicted model, not a curated record. Gene Ontology annotation, molecular function: ATP binding; transmembrane receptor protein serine/threonine kinase activity. Gene Ontology annotation, biological process: cellular response to growth factor stimulus; transforming growth factor beta receptor signaling pathway; protein phosphorylation. Bases 190 to 1722 code for a protein of 510 amino acids. Lineage: Eukaryota; Metazoa; Chordata; Actinopteri; Synbranchiformes; Synbranchidae. The transcript has 10 exons. Gene Ontology annotation, cellular component: BMP receptor complex; plasma membrane.